Molecule: messenger RNA, 1860 nt
Organism: Prorocentrum cordatum
Lineage: Eukaryota; Dinophyceae; Prorocentrales; Prorocentraceae
Source: the annotation of a GenBank genome assembly
AUGUUGAAAGGGAUCUCCAAGGGGUUCUCGCAGCAGCUUGCCUGCAUCGCUCCCGCGGCGGAGGCGGAGUUCAUCCACGAGGACACGCUGGUGUGCCCGAGCGACCGGCCGAUCGACCUCGGCGGCGGCGCCGCCCUCGGCCGGACCCCGCCGGAGGUCGUAGUGACGGCGGUGCCCAAGGGCUCCCCGGAGGCGCUCAAGGCGCAGCCAGCGCCGGCCUCGCCGCCGCCGAAGCGGCCAGCCUCUGGCUACAUGCUCUUCGCCAACGAGCGGCGGCCCGGGCUGCUGGCGGCCCGACCGGAGCUGAAGGGCGGUGGCCGGGACGUCCUCGGCGAGGUCGCGAAGGCGCUCGGCACGGAGUGGAAGGAGCUCGGCGAGGAGGCGCGCGCUCCCUACGAGCGGCGGGCGCAGGAGCUGCGCGCGGAGUACACCGAGAAGAAGCUCGAGUACCUGGCCCGCCACCCGGAGGUGAGGCGCGCGGCCCCAAGACGGGUCGCCGCGGGGGCUCCCGCGAGCCGGAGCAGGCGGACCCUCACCAGCAGGGCGGACACCGACGACGAGGACUCGGGCCCCGACGACGCGUCCGCCGACGCCGGGGGCGCGGUGCGGCGGAGCUCCCGGCUGCGCGAGACGCCGCUGGAGGCCCUGGCCGCGCAGACUUCCGCGUCGGUCAUGAUCCAGCACCCACCGCCCGAGCUGGGCAAGCGGCGGCGCACGGGAGACCUCUCCCAGUCGUCGCCCGGGUCGCGCGGCGAGCAGCACAUGUCGUACAGGGAGUACCUGAGCCACGACCGCGAGCAGGACAGGGUCGUGGACGACGCGAAACGCCUGCUCAUCCAGACGCAGUCGUUCAACGGCGGCCCAGACGAGGACCUGCAGCUCGCGAUCGCCAUGUCCAUCUCCGAGGUGGCGGUCCACUCGGAGGAGGAGCUCUUCACGAGCAUCGGCGUGGAUGCGCCCUCGAGCUCGGCGACCAACCACUCGGGCCAGCAGCGGCAGCCGCCCGCGGCCGCGGCGCCGACGCAGGGCGGGCCCUCGCCGGCCCAAGCGGAGCCGCGCGAGGAGGCCGAGUCGGACCUCGAGGCCGCCCGGCGGCUGCCCGUCGUCCCCCUGGAGGAGCCCGCUGCUCCCGCUCCGGCGCCCAGCAGCGCCGCGGCGCCCGAGGCGCCUGCGGCGCGGGCGGCGCCCGCGCCGCCGCAGCCUGCGCGGGCGUUCUUCGAGACGCCACGCCCCUACAGGCCAGCUGCUGCGAGCAGCUCUGUCGUCCGGGCUGCCACACUGGAGGCGUGCCGCGCAUGCGUGCCGGUCCCGCGUGCAGAGACGGAGGGAGCCGCCUCCGCGGGCAGGUUGGUGCCGGGCGUGGCGAAGCAGGCAGCACUCGAAGCCAGCAAGGGGGCGAUGCAGGACGGCCAGGCCCGGGAGGAAUUGGACAGGGAGGUGGGCGCGGGCAAGGCAGCAGCGGUGACCGAGCCCGACCAGCAGCACCAGGCCAUCCAACAGCCCGCCGCGACCACGGGCACGGGGCACGAGGAAGCGAAGUGCAGCGGCAAGCUGAGGAGGAUCCGGACGAGACUAGGAGGAACCGUCCAGUCGCCCAACUCCGAGGCUGCGCGCCCGUUCGGCGUGCCGGGCUCGGGCACCAUCGCCGCCUCCAACACCGAGCGCAGCAGGGCCGGAGGCGCCGCCAUCCAGGUGGACACGCUGGGCAAGGAGAAGAGGUUGGGCACGUGGGCGGACCGCAAAUUCAAGCGGCCCAUCAAGGCAAAUCGCGACUACCGCAAGGACGAGUUCCAGGUGCCGAAGCGGCUGAAGGCGAAGGGGAAGGCAUCCGACGCCAAGGGGCCAAAGGGCAAUUGGUAG